Rhagoletis pomonella (apple maggot) is the source of this 4111-nucleotide messenger RNA. RefSeq names its product putative mediator of RNA polymerase II transcription subunit 12 (gene pad). The transcript is spliced from 7 exons. The record is from RefSeq and is a predicted model, not a curated record. The coding region runs from base 467 to 4102 and encodes 1211 amino acids. Gene Ontology annotation, cellular component: nucleus. NCBI's taxonomy places the organism in Eukaryota, Metazoa, Arthropoda, Insecta, Diptera, Tephritidae. Gene Ontology annotation, molecular function: zinc ion binding.
AUUGGAUUUAGAAAGGAAAGAAAGGAAAAGUAAGACCGGUACAUACGCUACUGGAUGAAUAGGAAGAUUUCCAAUUUAUCGAUGGAUCAAACUUAAACUAGGAAUUUUUAGUAUAUAACCGAAGUCCCUUUUAACAAUGUAAUCGAGUAUGUCCCUUUCUGCGUUUCAUACGGAUUUCACCGUUAUUGGAAUUGGAGAGGAAAGGAAGGAGAAGUAAGGCGGGUACAAACAUGCGUUACUGGAUGAACCAACUUACUUUCAGUUUGCCUACAGUCUUUCUAUUGAUUUGAACACGCCCUGAAAAUAAGGAUGCAUAGACCUUGAAUUGGAUUGGAUUGACCUCUGCAAACUAUUGUAAACAGAUUACUUCAGUAGCAUCCAAUCACUUCUAAAAAAGCGGCACAGACACCAACCACCUUACACCCCAUCGUGGGCCAUGCAAAUUUAAGCCAACAAAUUGUUUAAAAUGACCAAUUACCGUAGCGUGAGUUUUCACGAAUUGUGCCGCGUCUGCACGGCACAUGCACAGCAACGUAUCAACAUUUUUUCCCCAGAUGGAAAGAGUAAAAAUCUCUGCGCCAAAAUCGCUGAUUGUCUGUCAUUGAUGGUGGACGAGAAAGACCGUCUCCCGAAAGUCGUAUGCUCCAUUUGCGUAGAACAGGUUGAGGAGGUUUACAAAUUUCGAGAUAUAUGCAAGAAUUCCCAGAUCAUGUUGAAUGAUUGUUUGAAACAGGCUACUCAACACAAUGGAGGCAAAGUGUACAUAAAAGACGCCAUAGCUGCCAACAGUGGCAAGAGUCUCAGUGUGAUUGAGAAUAGUAGUGCAUCAAAUGCACGUCGAAAGGGCCAUAAUCCAUCUGCUUCUAGUACAAACCCUAUGCAACCGGUACCCAUAUCAAUUUCACGGGCAUUGCCGCAGCAAAAUGAUGCUAACAAAACAUUCAUCACAAAUAAUAGUAAUGAUAUACUCAACACCAUUAUGCAGUCGAUAGGAAUACAGCAAACGGUGGAUUCGGAGCAAGUAGAAAAGGCAUUAUCCCUGGAAUACACUAUAUCGGUGGAUAGUAAAGGGACAAUGAAGACUGAACCAAUGCAGUACAAAUCACCAGUUACCCAGACUGCUCAAAUUCCUCAAACACUUCAACAACAAAAGCAAAGUUCAACUGCUGAUUUAGACCACAAAGCACUCACUGAGUUUCUCAAAAUGAAACCAAAUAUUAAGGUUACCCCUAUUGGCAAGAAAAGUGCAAAAAAAGUAGAGGAGCCUCCGCAGCAACAACAACAACAACUACAACCGAACGAUUUGCCACCGCCGCAACAGUUGCAGUUCCACCCAUCACAAAUUCAACAAUUCAUCCAGCAACAAGAACAAGUUCAACUGCAACAGCAACAGUUCCUCACGCAACCUUCAACUUCUGUUGCCAGCAUUCAAUUACAACAACUGCAACAACAGUUACAACAGUUUCAGUUGCAGCAACAGCUUCAGCAACAACUACAACAAAUAACAUCCCAAUUACACCCACAGCAGACAAUCACAUUCAGCACGCCUUCGACGCCUGACAAUGAUAAUAGCCCAAGCAAAAACAAAAAGCCCAAACUUAAUUUCUUACUUUCUUCCCCUACAUCACAGACACUCACAGCCACAAUACCGCAACUCGCCAUGGCAGCUGGCGCCCAGCAGCCCCAAAUUCAACUACAACUACAAACUGCUCAAACACAGCCGCAGGCGGCUGCUGCAACACUACUCUCGAAUUUGGCGCCGCUUUUACAGCAACAACAACAGCAUACACAAAAUUCCGCGAAUAUGCUACAAACGCCAACAGCCGCAGGAACAACGCUCCUGUCAUCACCGAAUAAAUGCUAUUUACCCAUUACAAUUAAGGAUGAAUACUCAGACCAGCAAAUUGUGGCACAUAUUGAUGCUAAGAAUUUUAUGUUGCCUGCGACAUAUCAAUUACAAAUGAAGCUGCAGCCGCAGAUCGGCAAUGUGGACGGGCAACCAGUUAUGCAAUUAACACCAGCAUCUUUACCAGCAGCGUUACAGUUGGCCGCAUCGGCCCUAAAUAAUCAACAAUUUCAAUCGAUGACAGGCAAUAACAUGCUGCAACCACUUGCAGCUUUACAUGCACAACAACAGGAGCAGCAGCAGCAGCAGUCACAGCCAGUUACAGUGCAACAGCAAGGGUCACUGAAACCAACGGCACAAGUCACGUCGCAACAAAUAAUCCGUACAGCAGCCCAGUGCACUAACGAUGCUGCGACUUCCACAAAUGAUCAAACUGAAGAUUUUGUUCCACAUAAAGUGAAUGGCAGCAAACCAUUGUCUCAACAAAUGAAUGACAAAGUAAUAAAACAACAACGGUACAGAUUGUCGCAGCAGGCUGGUAAUGGAUCUAUUGAAAUAACGCCUACAACAAACCUCACUCAGCAAAUUAUGCAACAAGUGCAACUGCAGCACCAAAAACAGCAGCAGCAACAGCAGGAACAACAAAAGCAGCAACAGCAACAACAAAAACAACGUCAACAGCAGCAGCAACAACAACAGCAGGCGCAGCAGAAAUUACGUCAGCAGCAACAACAAGAACAACAACUGUUGCAAGAAAAGCAGCAGCAGGAUGUAGCUACAACAUUGGCGGCGCAGCAGCAGCAUGGUGGAAUCACCGUUCAUCGCAUAACAAACAAAUCAACCACGAAGCAACAGCAAAAACCACCACUACCACCGCAGCAGCAGCAACAGCAACAACCAACACAAAACACGAUAUUGCAAACGAAGAUACCAAUGUUGCAGAAAAAGGAUGUGACGAUCAGCCGAAUAAGCAGCACAGCGCAAACCCAAGAGCAACAGCUGCAGCAGCAACAAGCGUUGCUAAAGCUUUUACCAUCAAAAAAACUCGAUGUGAAAACAAAAGAGGCAGCAGCCACAGCGGUACCAUUAAAGCAACAGCAACAACAACAACAAUCGCAGGUGCAAUUGCGUCCAGAUUCGCAGCCACCUCAAGCUCUUCAAAGACAGAAUAUCUCAUCUCCUCUAAAGACGGCACAGAAAGCUAUCAAUACAUUGUCAACAACGCCGCAAAAACAACAACAGCAGCAACAACAACUACCACAUCACUUAAGCACAUCGAGCGGUGGAGCAACGGCAACCGCGACUUCUCAGCAGCAAACCGUAUCUAAAGAUGUUACGAAAUUGAAAACUGAGGGCAUAACUGCACGCGGUAUUGGGCCAAAUGGACUCGAAUGCAGCCAAUGUGGACGUGUCUUUAAAAAGAAAGAGCAUCUGACCCAACACAUAAAACUGCAUGCUGGUUUGCGGCCCUUCAAAUGCAAGGAAGAUGGAUGUGGUAAGGCUUUCAGCCGAAAAGAGCACCUAUUGCGCCAUGAAAUCUCGCAUUCAGGACGAAAGCUAUUUAGCUGUGAUGUUUGUAGUAAACCAUUUUCGCGCAAAGAUAAUCUAAAUAAGCAUAAAAAAAUUCACACGAUUGGCGUCUAUAAUUGUGAAAUGUGCAACAAGCAGUUUGCGGUACGAGCAUAUUACGAAGAACACAAGCAAAUGCACGAGAAUCCAGAAUCUGCUGGAACUGCAGAUACAAACAUAAAGAACGAAAAACCAACGAGUGAGCAAAGUACCAACAGCAUGCCUGCUGUACAAAACAUGAAUAGGCAACAACAAGAAGCACAAUUACAGGUUCACCAGCAGUCACAGUCACAGUCACAGUCACAACAACAACACCAUAUUUCGCAACCUGCAAUGACCGCCAUACCGCCGUCCUUAAUGUCAACGAAUCCAUCACAAACACAACAAAUACAAAUUGUACAGCAACCCACAGGCAAUAUACAAUUUCAACAGCAACAUCCACAACAACAACAACAGCAUAUUAUGCAACUGCAACUGCCAACUGUUGUAAGUACACAAGAUUUAGCGGGCAACACAAUUACCAUAACACAAUCACAUGAUCCCACAUUGAAAACGACAAUCGGUAGUCACGAUGCAACGGUACUAAAUCUACCUUCUACGCUAGCCAACCUUAUGCAGCUGAGUCAUGCACAGUUCGUGAACCCGGCUACAGGCCAAAUAAUGGGUCACAUAAAAAUUGAGAAAUAAAUAUAGUUU